Messenger RNA from Fusarium sp. VM40, 2682 nucleotides. NCBI's taxonomy places the organism in Eukaryota, Fungi, Ascomycota, Sordariomycetes, Hypocreales, Nectriaceae. The record is from the annotation of a GenBank genome assembly.
AUGUAUCAACCUCCAUAUUUACAAAACCAAACAUGGCAGCAACAACAACAGCAGCCGCAGCAGAACGCCUAUGAGUACGAACCAGUGAUAGCACAGGAGGCCUAUCCCGUCGAGGCAGAUGGUGGGCAGCAUGGAAAUGGCUGGCAGCAACAAAACACCUACGAAUACAAGCCUGUCGCAGCACAGGAAGUAUAUCCUAUCGAGACUGACGCAGGAUCACAAGAGAAGAGAAAACGAGAGAGACCUGAUUAUCGUCCCAUCCCCCUAAGCUGGCCCUUCAUCAGCGCCCUCAUUCUUGUACUCCUAGGUCUGAUGGGCUUGAUCAUAUACGCCACACGCACUCUGGACGGUUCGGACACCACCGCAACUCUCCAAAACCGAUCAUUUGGAAGUGCGAACGAAGACCUGUACUUCAUGAAGAGACAGGAUGUUGCUAGCGAACCUUCCCAGCCAAGUGCAACAGCUGCCACUGAAGCCCAGCCCGAAACAGGAGCCGAUACUGGCGCCAAAGAGACAGGGACUUCUGAGCCUGAACCUGCAGAUGAUUCCCCAGCCACCGCAACUGAUGUUGGCGAGGGCGAGACUUUGACAACAGCACUCGUCGAGGAAGUCUUCACAACAAUGGUCACCAAGCCAGGCUCAGUCGAAGUCGGAGACGUUACCGAGACCCUCACCGAGACGGGACAGGUCACUGUCACAGAAGUGAUCACCGAAGCGGCAUCAACCUAUGUCACAGAACUCCCAGCUCCUUCGUUGGCUUCGGACGAAAGUGCUACUUACGAGCCCCAAUAUUCGACCGUUGUAGCGUCUGGAGCGACAAUAACGAGUAUCACCGUCGUAGAAAGCGGCGUGGUCCGCACAACGGUCAAGGAGACCACACGUACAGGAACCCCAGUCGUGUAUGCCUCUGUUGGGACAACGACGCUUUACUCUGUCCUCACUAUUGGCUCGGACGGAAAGGUUGCUAAGCCUGCUGUUACAAAGAUUCGAACGAGCCAAGUCGCAGCCACUGUCAAAACAAUCGUCGAUGCGCCGCCGCCAGUCACAAUGGUUCAGACACUCGCGGAUGGACAGGUUGUGACCUCGGUGACAACGCCAGUAGGCACAACACGUGUGACAACCAUGCCGCCAACGCAAGUCAUCAUCACCGAUGUCUCCAAGCCUACUGGUGAUACACGCAUCGUUGUUGAAGCCACGACACAUACGCUCACACAAUCCGGGUACUUUAUCGGAAAGUUCCUUCCGCCUAUCGUCGCUGUUCUUCUAGCUAUGGCAAUACGCGCCUUGAACCAGGCAGCGCAGCAGUAUCAGCCGUUUGCUGCACUUACAAGACAAGGCGGUGCUUUAGGGCGUGAAGCUUUGCUACUCAGCUUCGAUGGCUGGAUGAGCAUCUACCUCCCGUUUAAGCUUCUCUUCAACAACCAGCCUCUUCCCUUCCUGACGUCCCUAGCUCUAUGGUCUUCAAGUCUCGUAGCGCCUUUGUCCAGUGAAGCCAUCGGUCUUAAAAUCUACGGCCGUUGCAGCAAAGGCGCCAUCGACGGCUGUGCUCUUGAACUCGGUGUCUCCAACAAAGCUGCCUAUGCCCUCGUCGGUCUCCUAGGCGCCAUUGCAAUCCUCCUCGUUUUCACACUCAGCGUUAUCAGCCGUCACUGGCGCACUGGAGUCUUUGCUAACCCCUGGUGCGCGGCCAAUACUGCAGCUCUUGUUGCUCGCAACCCCGAGAUUCGACCUAUGGCCUCCAACGACUGGAAGAACCUCAAAAAUGCCGUCACGGAGAAGAGGUUCUCUGUGGGGUGGUUCCGUAAUCAAGAGGGAAGAGACGAGUAUGGCGUUGUUGUAUGCGGAGAUGUUGAUCGCGAUAUUUCGACCGCUUAUGGCAAUGUGAACGUGCCGUAUAGUGAAGGUAUGGCCUAUCGACCACAAACACGCCGUCGAGCCCCUCAAACUUUCAUGGCUCUGAGUUUCUGGUACCGAUUCACGUUCUUAGUAUUCUUAAUUUGCCUGCUUGGCUUUAUCAGCUACUAUCACUUUGUUGAUACCUUUAGCGACUUGCCCAAGAACAUGAAGAAGGUCAUGGAGAGCCAAGAAUUCGGUGUGCGCUUUGUGUGCUCUGCUCUCGGUGUUAUUGUCGUCUUUUGCAUGGAGUUUCUCUUUACCAGCGUUGCUGUUAUCACUCCUUUCCGACGGAUGGCUGAAGACCCUCAAGUGCCUACUCGAUCAGUUCUCGUCACACCCGCAACAAACGCCGUGUCGGGUCUAUUCGUUGCCCUAAGAAUACGAGAUCCUCUCCUCUUCUUCACAGCCUUCACCACCCUCCUCGCCCAAUUCCUACCGAUCUUACUCGCCAACGUCCCAUACAGCCUUACUCAAACAAGCGAAGCCCACGAGUAUUGCUCCCGUCUCAGCAUUGGCAUUCUGCUCGUAAUGGUCAUUGCCAUGCUGUGCAGUCUACUUGUCAAAUGGCCAGAUUUGCCUGUGGAUCCUCGCAGUCUAGCUGGAGCGCUUUGGUAUGUAGCUGAUGCGCCGUGGGUGAGAGGUCUUGAGGGUGUUGCGGCUAUGAGUGCCAAGAAACGUAAGGAUGCUGUGCAAGGGCUUGGGGGAAGCUGGACUUAUGGUCCUAUUCACACGCCUACGGGGGAGAGAAUGUGUAUUGAGCAUGGAACUACUGGAUUUAGGAGAUGA